CGAAUGGAGAAUAGUGUACAACGAAGACUUCCCCGUCCCAUUUGUAUGCAUUGCCCAUCGUCAACAUGAAGACAGGGUUUGUUGUAAUGUAGCGGGGCCUGCUGGACAGAAAUGGUGCUGCUGAUACUGCAAGUGCCACCGUGUCCAAAGGUCGUUAUACGAAAGUUCCAAUCUGGAUCGAGGCGGCAACAACAGGAAGAAGAAGAUAGAGGAAUUCUCUAGGUCUUCUCGGGAGAAAAUUGUCCAAUCCAAGAACAAAAUGUUCUCCAAAUUUACGUCAAUUCUCCAGCACGCAGUAGAAGCGCUCGCUCCAUCGCUACCACUGCAGGAGGACUUUGUCUAUCACUGGAAGGCCAUUACACAUUAUUACAUUGAAACAUCAGAUGACAAAGCGCCAGUCACUGACACCAACAUCCCAUCCCACUUGGAGCAGAUGCUGGAAAUUCUGACACAGGAGGAGCUAGAAAGGGAAUCUGGGGAGACAGGACCCUGCAUGGAGUAUCUUCUGCAUCACAAGAUCCUGGAGACGCUUUACACUUUGGGCAAGGCAGAUUGCCCUCCAGGAAUGAAGCAGCAGGUGCUGACUUUCUACACGAAGCUACUGGCGCACAUCCGUCAACCUCUUCUGCCGCACAUUAAUGUGCACAGACCAGUUCAGAAACUAAUCCGCCUGUGUGGGGACGUGCUUGCCGCUCCAACAGAAAAUGAAGAGAUUCAGUUCCUCUGUAUAGUUUGUGCCAAACUGAAGCAGGACCCAUAUCUUGUCAACUUCUUUCUUGAGAACAAGAGUAGGAGAAGUGAGAGCAAGAGUCCAGGUGGGACGGAUGGGCUGAAGGAUGGCAUGUUGGCUCCCGACACUGGUCAAGAACAUGUAGAAGGUAGUGAGGCGGCACAAGCUGCUGCUUCGGUCCCAAACCCAAGCAACAAUAACAACAAUAAUUAUAAUCUGGUGACCUCGCUGCUCAACCUUACAAAGAGCCCUGAUGGUAGGAUUGUGGUGAAGGCUUGUGAAGGCCUGAUGCUGCUGGUCAGUUUACCAGAACCUGCUGCUGCCAGGUGCUUAACCGAGAACACUGAGCUCUGUGAGCUUUUGACCGACAGGCUGGUCACCCUUUAUAAAGCCCUUCCACCAUCCAUGGACCCUUUGGACAUUGAGACAGUGGAGUCUAUCAACUGGGGUCUUGAUGUGUAUAAUGUGAAGGAGGAUACAGCAGUGUUUGCAGGGAAGAGGCCACUCAUCUCUUUCCUCUCUUGGCUGGAUUACUGUGACCAGCUCAUUAAAGAGGCUCAGAAGUCAGCGGCCUCUGUGAUGGCCAAGGCAGUGCGAGAGAGAUUCUUUGCGUGCGUUAUGGAACCGCAGCUCAUGCAGACGUCUGAGGUGGGCAUCCUCACGUCGACAGCGCUGCUAAACAGGAUCAUCAGGCAGGUGACGUCUGAGGCACUGCUUCAGGAAAUGGUUUACUUCCUGUUGGGGGAGGAGAAGGAGGCAGAGACUCCAUCUACGAUCACUCAGAAGCCCCUCAGACACCGCCUCAUCGAACACUGUGACCACCUUUCGGAUGAGAUCAGCAUCAUGACGCUGAGGCUUUUUGAGCAACUCAUCCAGAAGCCCAACCAGCACAUCUUGCACAGUUUAGCGCUGCGUAACCUGGAGGAAAGGAACUAUCUGGAGAACAAACCUCCCGAGGAGCGAGAGCCCAUUGAAAACGGCCAGCCUCAUGAUGCUGUUGACCUGGAGGAAGACCCUUUGUUUGGUGACGACCUCUCUCCAGACAGCAGGCUGUCCUCCGAUUGGCUCAGCCCCUCUCCGCCCCAGAGUCCGGACCACUACAAGUCAGACGGGAAAACCGAAGUCCACAAGAUUGUCAACAGUUUCUUGUGUUUGGUGCCCGACGAAGCAAAAUCGUCAUACUUUGUGGAAGGAAGCGGCUACGACACGUACCUCCGAGAUGCGCACAGACAGUUCCGAGACUAUUGUGGGGUCUGUCAGCGCUGGGAUUGGAGAGGAACCCCCAAAGCAUUUGAGAAAUGCAACUUGGAGCUCCCCUUCUUUGAGGGUCACUUCCUUAAAGUCCUCUUUGACAGGAUGGGGCGCAUCCUAGAUCAGCCGUACGACGUCAACCUGCAAGUGACGGCGGUUCUGUCCAAACUGUCCUUGUUACCGCACCCCCACCUGCACGAGUACCUGCUGGACCCCUACAUCAACCUGGCUCCCGGAUGCCGCUCUCUGUUCUCUGUUAUCGUCAGGGUGGUGGGCGACCUCAUGUUAAGGAUUCAGCGCAUCCCGGACUUCACCCCUAAACUACUCCUGGUCAGAAAGAGGUUGUUGGCCCUGGAGCCUGAAGGCGUCACUAUUGACCACGUGACCCUACUGGAGGGUGUGAUCGUUCUUGAGGAGUUCUGCAAGGAGCUAGCGGCCAUCGCCUUUGUCAAGUACCACGCCGCCGCCGCCUCUUCGCCGUAGCCAGCGUCAGGUUCGCUUUUCUGGAGCUCAGACACUGCCGACCGAGCAGAGGAAGGAGAUGCAGACUGAACAUGAGCAAUCUGUUCUUCCGCUGCCUCACCAAUCCUCCUUGUCAUCAUCAUGUCCGACAGAUGCGUGUAUUUAUUUGCAGUCAUGGACGCCAUCGCCUUAGUGUGGAAGCGCACCGUUUUCUCUUUUUGGAACAGUUUUGUCUUAAAGCCCUCUGUGUAUGCCUCAGUUAACCUAAGAACAGUGCCCACACCCUUUUUCAAAUGCCAAGUCCACUUAUUUAUUGAAUUUCUUUCAGGUUGCCUUUCUUUUAAACCAACGCAACGUUGGAAUGCUUUUAACGCUGUCGACGAGCAGAUGAUUUUUUUCAUCACCCAAAACGAAAAUUCACCGGCGUCAUCCAAAGAUCCGGGGGACUUUUGCACAUGCACUUGUUACAUUUUCGCUUGCUUUUUAAACAUUUGUACAAAAGAGUCAAAGCUGCACGCUUCUGUUCUGUAUGUAAGCAGUCUACUCUCUUAAGUUGCUAUGACUAAAUAUACAAACCUGUAUUUAAAAGGAGUGUUGUGUCUCAAUUGACCCAAAUGUGUACUGUACUUUUAUGUAUUUUCUAGUCAGGCGUUGGUUGCUUCAAAUCAAAGUCCUGGCACGUUGAAGAGAGACCUUAAGAUUCUCCUCUUUGUGUUCGAUUAGUUUCUAGUUUGGUGUUUCAGCGCUUGUGUGGGAACGCGAGAGAUUUGUGUUGCUCUCCUCCUCCUCCGGUCCCGAGCUGAUGAAAGUGCUCGCACAGGGUCACAUUUGCACAUUUGUAUUUCUUCACUCUUGCUCGUUAUGUAAAUAUACACCACAACAGAUGUUUAUUUUUUUUCCCUUUCAUAAACCAAAACAAUGUAUCACGAGUUGUUUACUUAAACGCAACUCUUGUUUUUUUUCCCUAAAUGGGAAAUCAUGUACAUUUUGUAUUUCGCCAUCUUACCGGUUUUAAGUAUCCAGUUGUGCAUUGUAUGUGAACAAUAGCAAUAUAGAAAAAUACUACCUGGUGUCAAUGCAUGUUGCAGCAUUAUGGUCUUUGUUAGAAGAGAGCAGAAGGCUGAUUGUUCUCAGUGACACGUGAUGCCUUACUUCCACUUUUCUCGUUAAGUUCGCUUGCUCUUUCAUGAUGGCGACUUUUAAUUUUGUUGGCAGAGCAGCCACUAGCUUCUUAAAAUUUAAGAAGCUAGCUUCUAGCUAGGAGCCACAGUGGUAUGAAAAAGAACCUUUUGGAAUUUCUCACAUCUGCAUAAAACCAUCAAAUAUGAUCUCAUCUUUGUCAAAAUCAGAUGAAAAAACAACUAAAACCAAACAUUUAUAGCUUUUUAUAUUGUAAUGAGGAUAGUAUGCAAACAAUGACAGGAGGGGGGAAAAAAAGUGAACCAUCACAUUUAAUAUUUUGUGGGCCCCCCUUUGGAAGCAAUAACUUCAACCAGAUGCUUCCUGUAGGUGCAGAUCAGUCCGGCUCAUCGAUCAGGACUAAUCUUGGUCCAUUCUUCUCUACAAAACUGUAAUUCAGUCAGAUUCCUGAGAUGUCUGGCAUGAAUUCAUUCUUCCAUUAAUGAUUGCAAGUUGUCCAGGCCCUGAGGUAGCAAAACAGCCCAAAAUCAUGAUGUUCCGUCCACCAUGCUUCACGGAGGGGAUGAGGUGUUGUUGAGCUGUUCUUUUCUCCACACAUGAUGUUGUGUGUUACUCCCAAACCAACUUUGGUUUCAUUAGUCCACAAAAUAUUUUACCAAAACUUAUGUGGAGUGUCCAAGUGCCUUUUUGCCUUAACAUUAAACCAGCAACAAUGGGUUUUUUUUAGACAGCAGUGGCUUCCACCAUGGAGUCCUCCCAUGAACACCAUUCUUGGAUAUAGUUUUACUUAUAGUUGAUGUGUGCACAGAGAUAUUGGACUGUGCCAGUGAUUUCUGUAUGUCUUUAGCAGACACUCUUGGGUUCUUUUUUUACUUCUCUUGAGUAUUCUGCGCUGAACUCUUGGCGUCAUCUUUGGUGGACGCCCACUCCUUGGGAAAAAAGCAACAGUGCCAAACUCUCUCCAUUUGAAGACAACUUUUCUGUCGAUUGAUGAACAUCCAGAAUUUUAGGUUUUGUAUCCUUUCCCAGCUUUAUACAAAUCAACAAUCCUUGAUCGCAGGUCUUUAGACAACUCUUCUGACCGAAGCAUGAUGCACAUCAGACAAUGCUUCUCAUCAGGACACUUCUUACCAGGUGUGUGUUUUAUAGUGGGCAGGGCAGCUUUAAACAGAUUCAUCAGUGAUUGGGCACACACCUGACUUAAAAUGUUUGGUAAAAAUUGAUUUCAUUCGCUCUUUAAGUCUCUAGCCAGAGGGUUCACUUACUUAUUUUCCCCCCUUCUGCCAUUGUCUACAUCAGACAUGUCCAAAGUGCGGCCCGGGGGCCAAAUGCGGGCCGUGGUCAAAUUUCAUCCGGCCCCCAGCCUGUGUCACAAAAUCAAUAAUAUCUGGCCUGCACACAGACCUUAAAAAUUUGGUCAGCAGUACUGCUACCAGCAUAUGAAGUAGCUUACACACUAAAUGCUGCUCCUCAUUUACCCACUAAAAGGCAGCAGCACUCAAAGCAACAUUACCCCGCGUGACCCUUUACUCCCAAUUUUCUAAAAUGGCGACAAUCGACAAAAAAAAAAAAGUUGACUAACGGCCGACGCUUCAAGGAUAGGUGGAAAUUGGAUUAUUUCUUCACUAAAAUACGCAAAAACUGUGUCUGCCUCAUUUGCGAAGAGACAGUCGCUGUUUUUAAAGAAUUCGAUGUGAGGCGAUAUUACUAAACAAGACAAGCUGACAUGUACGACAAGAUUACAGGGAAGAUACGUAGCGAGACAUUGAAGCAACUUAAAGCGAUUUUAAUUUUACAGCAGCAGUAUUUCGCAAGAGCCCAAGAGAUGAGAAUGCCACAAAGGCUAGUUGCAAGAUUUUGCGGAAAUUAUUAAAAAAAAAAUAAUAAUAAAGCAAAUGUGACACACAGAAUGGCUUGCUAAAAUUUGCGUAAAUAUAUUGUUCUACAUAAAGGAUGUCAGCCAAGGUCGGCCCCCCCACAUUUUUACCACACCGAUUCUGGCCCCCUUUGCAAAAAGUUUGGACACCCCUGGUCUACAUGUUAGCCUCAUUAAAACAUGAAAACCUGUAAAUGUUUGGGUGGUAUUAGUGUAAGCAGACAUUGUAUUUUCAUCUGUGUGAUUUUGACAAAGAUCAGAUCACAUUUGAUGGUAAUUUUAUGCAGAAAUGUGAGAAAUUCCAAAUGGUUCAGAUACUUUUUCAUACCACUGAAUCUUAUUUUCCUAGCUAAGAGCUACUUCUCCUAGCUUCUUUCCUGACAUGAAAGAAUGUGGAGUCUUUUUUUGGGAGGGGGCUAAUUUUGAUUUGUGCAAUGCAGAUGUGAGACAUUCAAAUGAAGAAGCAUGAUCUUGUCUCUUGGUGCUGCACUGAGGAUUUGAAAAAGCAAGCCUUGUGUUCUCAUCAGCUUUUUAUUUAUUCCUCCCUUAUCAGCAGUCUUCACUUCAGUGCUGUCAAGACAAUGUGCUUUGUUCUACUUUAUCCAUCUCAAUAAAAAGAAAAAAUUUAUCUCAGUUCGGUUUGUUAUUGGUUUUAUUACAAAAUAUCUGUACAAUAAAACAAAAUGUACUC
Messenger RNA from Corythoichthys intestinalis (scribbled pipefish), 6150 nucleotides. It is a transcript of the gene fhip2a, whose product is annotated as FHF complex subunit HOOK interacting protein 2. Bases 260 to 2464 code for a protein of 734 amino acids. Lineage: Eukaryota; Metazoa; Chordata; Actinopteri; Syngnathiformes; Syngnathidae. The transcript is spliced from 18 exons. The record is from RefSeq and is a predicted model, not a curated record.